AUGCAGAAUUUGCUUUUGCUGGAUUCUUCUCCAACUGGUAAACCAACAAGAAUAAUUAAUAUUGUUAUAACGGAAAUAGAUAACAAUCUUCUGUUUAAUGAGAUAUUACCUGAAAAUAACGGCAAUUUAAUUGUUUUUGACAUUCUAAAGGACAAAAAGAGGAUGAAAGGAUUAUUAAAAGUGACAAGACAUAAUACACGUAGUGUAAAAAGUAAUGACAAAAAUACAGAACUUAUUCCACAGGUGGAAAAAGUAAUGACAGAAGUGACAGAACUUAGUGCACAUACUGUAAAAAGUGAUGAAUAUCAGACUAAUUCUAACAGGGAUCCAAGACUUAAUACACAUACUGUAAAAAGUAAUGACAAAAUGGACAAAACUUAUGGCCUGAGUGCAAAAAGUAAUGAAAAAGUGGCAAGACAUAAUACACAUAGUGUAAAAAGUAAUAGUGAAUUUUAUCUGGAGCAAACUGAAUCAACAGAUGAAACUGUCAUAAUAUUUAAUAAUACGUUGUAUAAGAUAGCCAGCAGACGAACUAAUAAAGAAUAUUAUCAUGCGUAUUUUAAUAAAAAUAAGAUGCAGAUAGAAUAUAUUACACAUAGUGUAAAAAGUAAUGGAAAUAUGGCAGAACUUAAUACACAUAGUGUAAAAAGUCAUGAAAAAAUGACAAGACUUAUGCUACAUAGUGUAAUAAAUAAUGAAUAUACGACUAAUUGCAACGAAAAGACAAGACUUAAUAUACAUAGUGUAAUAAGUAAUGAUGAAAUGACAGAAUAUAUUACACAUAAUGCAAAAAAUCUUGACGGAAAUGACAAGACUUAUGGCCUGAGUGGAUUAAGUCCUGACAAAAAUGAAGAAGGAAAAAGUAAUAACAAAAAUGCAGAAUUUAUUACACAUAGUGUAAAAAAUAAUGAAUACGUUGUGUACCCGCCUAUUUCUGAUGUAAUUUUACGUGAAAUUACAGAUAUAGUGCUCUCUUAUGAUGUGCAUAAUUAUACUUCUAUUUCCACCUCUAUCAUAAGCAAUAACAAAAGUAUUCAGUAUAUUCUUUGCAUUUCCUCCUAUAAAUUACUAUAUAAUAUUAAAAUAAAAAUUAAAAUAAUAUAUAUACUCAGUGUAAUAAAUACUGAAAAUAUACUGGAGAUAAUAAAUAUUUAUAAUAAAAUUAUAAAUAAAAUAGGAAAAAGUAAUGCACAGAGUGGAUUAAUUCUUGCACAGAAUGGAAAAAGUAAUGACAAAAAUGAAAUAAGUGUAAUAAGUAAUGACAAAAGUGCAGAAUAUAUUACACAUGGUGUAAAAAGUAAUGCACAAAGUGGAAAAAGUAGUGACAAUUUAAAUUAUCUGUUAAAUGACAUGCAUUAUGGGGUUAUACCACUAAAUAAUUGCAGAUUCUAUUACGACAUCAUUUACCACACACUAUUAGAGCACAGAUUACUCUUUAUAUCAAAGAAUGACACAGUUUUGGCAAAUUUCAUUCAAACAAUCAUAAUGUCAAUUCAGCCCUUUAAAUGGAAAGGCAUAUUACUAUCAAAUGCAACAGGAUCCUACAGAAAAUUGAAAGAGACAACCAUUCCGUAUAUCUUGGGAAUGACUAAAUUUGACCCAAAAAAUAUUCCGCAUAAGACUGUAAUAAUAUUCAUAGACGAAAAUAAAAUAAUUAUUUCAGAAAAUCAACGGCCAGAAAUCACCAAAUUCAUAAGCAAGCUGUAUAAUACACCAAGAAAUAGGAAAUGUAUGCCUUUUUACAACGAAAUAAUCAGGAAAUUCUCUGGGAAAUGGCCAAAAUUGAAGGAAGAGUUGAAUAUUUACAUGGAAAUCUUGAUGGCAUCAAUUUUAAAUGCACGGGACAAGGUUAUUAAGGCAUUAAUUAAGUCUCACAAUCAAAGAACCCUGAAAGACGUUAUAAAUAACGACAAAUUUCACUUGGAAAUUUUGAAAGAAUUUCAAGAGUGCCAGGAAUUCUAUAGGGAAUUCAUGGAGACAUCUUUGUAUCAAGAAGGAAUCCAUGAUGCACGUAUAAAAAAAGUUUUGUGCCUUGGGGUAUCACAAAGAGAUCUUCUUGUGAUUUUAUGGAUUUUCAUGAGUACGUGCAGAGAGUGCAUAAAGCCCACUAGAAAUUUAACGAAGAUUAAAUUUGUCAUAGAAUCUUAUCUUAGUCAAUUUCUAGUGAGCUCUUACACGGCGGCAGACACCUUGUUAGUGGGCUUAUUUGGGAUACUGUCAUAUUUUGACUUAUUCGGGGUGAUCUUUGUGGUUUCUGAUGUCCUGCUGGGGAGAGGGAUUGAAAUAUCCGAGGAAAUGUGCAGUGCCUUCAUGCCUGCAAUAGAAUCCAAGGAUUUAUUAAUUUUACAGGAAAAAGAUUCUUUGAAAAAAAAGUGUAUCACAGAGAUUAGAUUGGAAAAAUCAUGCGAUAUGGAUUAUUUUCAAAUUUGGGAGGAAAUCUCAUUCACGCACGAAAAUAUUCUGAGUACAAUCAAUAGGUUUAUAUGUGCAAGUGAGUGGACAGAAGAAGAUGCAUCCAUAAUGCAGAAGGUAAUAAGUGGGUUUGACAUGUACGAAUUGCCAUAUUAG
Molecule: messenger RNA, 2568 nt
Organism: Nematocida ausubeli
Lineage: Eukaryota; Fungi; Microsporidia
Exons: 1
Coding region: 1-2568 (855 amino acids)
Source: RefSeq, a predicted model, not a curated record